This is a messenger RNA of Phragmites australis (common reed), 3004 nucleotides long. RefSeq names its product probable LRR receptor-like serine/threonine-protein kinase At1g51810. Gene Ontology annotation, molecular function: protein binding; ATP binding; protein kinase activity. The transcript is spliced from 13 exons. Gene Ontology annotation, biological process: protein phosphorylation. Bases 43 to 2715 code for a protein of 890 amino acids. The record is from RefSeq and is a predicted model, not a curated record. NCBI's taxonomy places the organism in Eukaryota, Viridiplantae, Streptophyta, Magnoliopsida, Poales, Poaceae.
GCUAGUUGAUCGUGCUGCUGCUCGUCGUCUUUCAAACUCUCAAUGGCGUUGGUGUUCUUGGUUUUACUAGUGCUAUUAGCCCCGGCGGUUCAUGUCGUCGUCGGCCAGGAGCCAGGCUUCCUGAGCAUCGACUGCGGCCUGGACGACAAGUACAGCGGCUACACAGACAAAUACACAGGCAUCUUCUACGUCUCCGACGGCCAGUACGUUGACAGCGGCGAGAACCGCGUGGCCCUCGUGUACCAGGGUUCGCGGUACCGUUACCGCGAGACGCUGCGGAGCUUCCCGUCCACCAGUGUGAUGCGGAACUGCUACGCGCUCCCCACGGAGGCCGGGACAAGGUACCUGGUUCGGGCGGGGUUCGCGUACGGAAACUACGACGGCAAGAACAGCUCGUCGGUGGAGUUCGACCUCCACCUGGGGGGCAACUACUGGGACACCACUAACGUGGAUGCCGACGGCAGCUACGUAUACGAGGCGCUUUUCGUGGCGUGGGCGGGCUGGACGCCGGUGUGCCUGGUGAACACCGGCCGCGGCACGCCGUUCGUGUCCAUGCUGGAGCUCAGGUCGCUCCCCAGCGCGCUCUACCCGCCCAUGACGCCCGGCCUGAUCAUGUCCAUGUAUGAUCGGCGUGACAUGGGGGGCGUUUCAUUUACCCGGUAUAACGAUGAUCCAUAUGACCGUUUAUGGUGGGCAAUGGGUGUGGCUAGCCCACGUUGGAAGAACUUGUCGACCGGGUUGACCAUCCAGCCGAACACAAAUUUUGCCGUGCCCUCGCCCAUUCUCCAGACGGCCGUCGAGGCAGCCGGCAAUGACACGGUGCUCACCGUCAAGACAUGGCAAGAGUACAGGAAGCCGUACUCCUUUAUGGUGUUCCUGCACUUUGCCGACUUUCAGAACACUCAGCUCCGACAAUUUGACAUCUACUUCACCGAGAAUCAAUCAGGACCAAAAAUGAAGUCCUACAGCCCCUUAUUCCUGACUGCUUCCUAUGCGUACACCACUGAAUCCUAUAGGGCUACAGACGGCAAGUACAGCAUUACCCUCGAAGCAACCGCGGCCUCCGUACUGCCCCCGAUGAUCAAUGCGUUCGAGAUCUACAAUCUCAUUCCAGUCAGUCCUAUGACAUUUCCUAAAGAUUUUGAAACCAUCAUGGCUAUCAAACUCGAGUAUGGAGUGAAGAAAAACUGGAUGGGUGAUCCAUGUUUCCCAACCAAAUAUGCUUGGGAAGGCGUGAAAUGCAGCAAUACAAGUGAUAGAGCUACGAGGAUUACAUCAGUAGAUCUCUCCAACAGCUUUUUGCAUGGUGAAAUAUCUAAGAAUUUUACACUGCUCACAGCACUCGAAAAUUUGGAUUUGUCUUAUAACAACUUAAGCGGGUCAAUACCUGAUUCCCUAACAAGUUUGCCCUCCCUACGAGUUCUAAAUUUGUCUGGCAACCAUCUAAGUGGCGAGUCCUUAUGUAAAAAUUACACCGGAUCACUCGUCUUCAGAUAUGAGUCUGAUGGACAUAUGUGUGACAAAACAAUAAGCACGUCAAAAAGUAUGUCAAAAAACAGAGCAGUUGUCAUAGCUAUUUCAGUAGUGGUUCCUGUCCUGGUAGUGGCUCUGCUUCUUCUUGCAUUUUUCAUCUGGAGAGAGAAAAGAAAGCUUACUGGUGGGCAUCCUCUUGUCCUAUCCUUUUCCACUCAUGAUCCCACAAGAGAUCCACCACGUGAGAGUGCUAUGGCAAGUACAAAAACUCAUGUGGACCACCUGCCAAAUACUGAGAAUCGCCGGUUCACAUACAAGGAGCUGGAGAAGUUCACCAAUAAUUUCAAACAGUUCAUAGGGAAAGGAGGUUUUGGGCUUGUGUACUAUGGCCGUUUAGAAGACGAUACCGAGGUUGCUGUCAAGAUGCGUUCUGAAUCAUCAUCACAUGGACUUGAUGAAUUUUUGGCUGAGGUUCAGAGCUUGACAAAGGUGCAUCACAGGAAUCUAGUGUCUUUGUUUGGUUACUGUUUGGAGAAGGAUCAUUUGGCACUGGUUUAUGAGUACAUGUCUCGGGGCAGUCUUUUUGACCAUCUGAGAGGUAAAAAUGGUGUUGCUGAAACCUUGAAUUGGGGAACACGUGUGCGAGUAGUGCUUGAAGCUGCACAAGGUCUGGAUUAUUUGCACAAAGGUUGCAGCCCGCCAAUAAUUCACCGGGAUGUGAAGAGCAGCAACAUUCUCUUGGGUCAAAAUCUGCAAGUUAAAAUAGCAGAUUUGGGACUUAGCAGAACAUAUCUUAACGAUGCUCAGACACACAUAUCAGCCACUGCAGCUGGCACACCUGGUUACAUGGACCCUGAGUACUACCUCACUGGAAGACUCACCGAGAGCAGCGAUGUGUACAGCUUCGGAGUUGUUCUGCUUGAGGUAGCCACCGGCGAGCCUCCGAUGGUGCCUGGCCAUGGCCACAUCGUCCAGCGCGUUAAGCAGAGGAUCAUCACCGGCGACGUAAGCUCUGUUGUUGAUGCACGGCUCGGAAGUGCCUACGACAUCAGUUCCAUGUGGAAGGUGGUCGACAUUGCUAUGAUGUGCACGGUGGAUUCUGCUGCUCAAAGGCCAACGAUGGCCGCCAUUGUGGUACAGCUGAAGGAGAGCCUGGCGUUGGAGGAAGCUCGCGACAAGGAUAGUAGCCUCAGGAGUGAUAUAGCAGCUAUGGUGUCCACAUUUGGUCCAUUGGCAAGAUGAAGCUGUCUGCAUGUAUCUGUACCUCUAUUUGAUGCAUCGUUGAUGGGUCUCUGCUACAAGUCUACAACGGGCUUUUUGAUGAACGAUUUGUCAUGUGAAGGCACACUAGUGUAUGUUUGUGCAUUGUUUUGAAUCUACAAUAACUUGUGUGUGCAAAGGUUUUGAGAAUCCCAUGCUUUUAUGUUCGUUUGUUUAGUUUCUUUUGGAUUAUCCAUGUUUAUAUUCCAUAAUUGUAACAACAUAAAGGCUUGAUUUUAAUCUGAAGCAAGUAUUGAAAAGGUUAUGCCUU